Opisthorchis viverrini is the source of this 648-nucleotide messenger RNA. RefSeq lists its product as hypothetical. The transcript is spliced from 4 exons. The coding region runs from base 1 to 648 and encodes 215 amino acids. The record is from RefSeq and is a predicted model, not a curated record. NCBI's taxonomy places the organism in Eukaryota, Metazoa, Platyhelminthes, Trematoda, Opisthorchiida, Opisthorchiidae.
AUGACCUCGACAGCCAAAGUCACAAGCCCAAAUGGAAGAUUCUCUCGAAUACUCAGUAGGCCACGACGCCCGUGGAUGACUCGGGAGUACACACAAACGCUAAAGAAAAGCGACUGCGGCCAAACAAGCCACACAAACGUCGCCAAGUCGGAAAACUGUUGGCUAGCUUCAAGCACCCUUUCGGUGCCUAACUGCCAUGCCACCCGAAGGAGACGCGAGGGCUGGGAUACUCACACGUUGCCCAAGCCUGGACAGUCGAGAGGCAGAGGUCGGAUUCGAACCACGGACAUUUCGGUCAGCAAAUUCGCGCUCCAACCACUUGGGCCAUCUCGACCCAAUGUUACAAAUGACAGAUACAACAAGGAAGAUUUGGGCAGGAGUCGUGGCUUACAGGACCCUUGUAUUCAUCGUAAUCUAUCCAAUGAUCUUGGUUCCCGUUCCACUUUUGAAUCCCGGAGAAAUCACUCUUGUUUGAAAUCCGUCUCCUGCCCGGGUGCGAUCACUCGGUUUGUUCCAGACCAAUGUGUCGGUGUGAUGACCCCGACUUCGUUCCCAUUUCCGUUUAUUGGUAAUGCGAGAAAGGACCCUCCAGAUGUCUGGCACACGAGACCAGAGACUGCUGGAAGAAAGUCGACUGAGGGGCGGUGA